AUGGACCAAGAAGCGGCGAAAUUCGUCCCUGCUGCUAAGUCCCGAACUGCUCGUAAGCGCCAGGUGGUGUCUACUGUUAAGCCUCCACCUGUUAAGAAAUUGACUUUUCUUGACAGUUAUCAGAUCCCUGUGGUGUCUGAUUCGGGCGUGCAGUCGGGUAAUGCCUGUGGUUCAUGGAAACAGGGACUUUUCGGGGGAAGCCAGCACAUUUUCGUGGUUCCGCAAGGCACCCAGGGGUGGGAAGCGGCCGGGAUGAGGGUGUGUGGACAAUCGACAUCUGCUUACGGAGAUCUGGACCCAUGGGUUUUGUCGGUUGUCCGCAACGGAUACAGAAUUCCAUUUUUUUCACCCCCUCCACUGACGUCCUCCCCCCGGUUACCUGCAGUACCGCCUGUCGACAAACGAGUACUGGUGGAGAAGAUGGUUGUCGAGUUUCUCGACAAGAAAGCCAUCCAGGAGGUGGAUUUGGGCACUCCGGGAUUUUAUUCCCAUCUGUUCUUCGCCCAGAAGAAGAAUGGCGAGUGGCGACCAAUUUUAAACCUGAAGCCACUGAAUUAUUUCGUCGUUAUUCCAUCUAUGAAGAUGGAGACGGUUCAGUCUGUUCGCGCUUUGCUUCAGGUGGGGGAAUGGGCGGCAUCCAUCGAUUUAAAGGACGCUUACCUGCAUGUUCCAAUCCAUCGGGAUUUUUGGAAGUGCUUGCGGUUCCUCUACGACAGCAGAGCUUACGAGUUUCAAGUUCUGCCGCUCGGAUUGGCCACAAGCCCUCACGUCUUUACUCUGGUAGUAAAGGCAGUGGUGGGGCAUGUACAUCUGUUGGGUAUACGGAUGCACAAUUACCUGGACGAUUGGUUAAUUCCGGCAGCGUCACAGACGGCAUGUCUCGUGGGCGUGGAGUUCGUGAUCGACAUGAUUCUCCGAUUGGGAUUUAUUCCCAAUUGGGUCAAGUCUGAAUUAGUGCCAGUGCAGGUUUUCACUUAUCUCGAGGUGGUUUUCAACCUUGUGGAGGCGUCCGUUCUUCCGACGGAUUCGCAACUGCACAAUUUCAUGACGUUGGCACAAUGUCUUCUGGUGGAGCUCCAUGUGUUGAUAGGCUAUCUUGAAUCGCUGGCGGCGCUGAAUGUGCGGUUCAGACGGUUCAAGAGACUGCUUCAAUGGCAUUUGUCCUGA
Molecule: messenger RNA, 1167 nt
Organism: Gigantopelta aegis
Lineage: Eukaryota; Metazoa; Mollusca; Gastropoda; Neomphalida; Peltospiridae
Exons: 2
Coding region: 1-1167 (388 amino acids)
Source: RefSeq, a predicted model, not a curated record